UCCAAUCAAUCGGAAAGUCAAAUAGGAAAAGAAACCAACUCACGGACCUCAACAUCGAAAAAUCGGCUGAAAGUUUUGUUGGAAAAUGUUUGCUUCUCCAAUCCUUCUUGCAAUUGUUUAUCUCCAUGUUCUGGUCAAGACACAGGAUGUAUAUGACUUGCCAAAGCCGGUUGUGUCUUUAAAUCCAUCAUAUGGGGAAUUUCUGGAAGGAGAGACAACAUUAGUGAGGUGUAGCUGUCAAUGUCCAGCCACAAGGACGCACUCCUGCUACAAUUCUGAAUUUAGUGACACAGCUGUUCCUGAAGGACAAUGUGAAACAUCUUUACAAUUAAAACCCUUAAGGAGAGGUGAAGCAAGUUACAGCUGUGAAUGUUUAUUUGUGACGGAGAAUGGAACAUGGAGAAGAUCAGGAUGGACUGAGCCCAUUCUGAUACAUGUCGGAGAUCACCUCUCCCAACCGACGAUCACACUCUCAGGUAGCGGUGCCAGUUCAGCCAUGGGCGAUGUCGUGAUUUCCUGCAAAGGUGAGAUUCGCCCCGACGGAGGAAUAUUCUACUUGUACAACAGUCAGAGGGAAGAUUUUCGACAGCAACGUCAUGUGACUGGUCUUGAAGGUGCUGCAGCCUUUGCCAUCAAUGUCUAUGAACAUGUUUCUGGAGGAAACUAUACUUGUCGAUAUGAGACAAACGUUAAUGGACGCCCUGUCCUUUCCCGAUCCAGCCAAUCUGUUUCAGUCAAGGAGAAAGGAAAGUGGGAUCAUAAAUUGAAAGACUGAGAUCACACUGCAGUGAAUUUGGUGCAUCUCUGCCUCAGUCUCUUCGUGCUCAUUGUGAUGGUUGGCAUCAUUGUCGAAUAUUUCAGAAGCAGCUUGCCACUGCCAGGGGACAGAAAGGAUCCGACAAAAUACACUGCUCGCGUCUCCACAACAGGAGUAUGAUGCUUGAUGGGAAUCGAAUCAGUUGCUGUUUCCAAUGUGUCUUCUGAAGAUGGGGUCUGAUUGUGUGCUUUCUGUCGCUCCCUGCCAAUCAUUCCAUACCUGCGGCUUCUCCUGAACUGCACAUUCUCUCCCCCAUACACAGUCAGGAGACUGCAGAGCUUCUUAUCCAAUCAUACAGGAUGGAAGAGGCCCUUCAGCCCAUCAAAUAAGUACUGCCAAAUACAGCUCCUUUAAGGGAAAGACUUUGUCCGGUCCAGCCAAGAUGUGACUCCAGAUCCAUAACAAUGUACUUUCAUCCCAACUGCCCCUUUGGGCAAUUAGGA
Messenger RNA from Stegostoma tigrinum, 1260 nucleotides. RefSeq lists its product as uncharacterized. Lineage: Eukaryota; Metazoa; Chordata; Chondrichthyes; Orectolobiformes; Stegostomatidae. The transcript is spliced from 6 exons. The record is from RefSeq and is a predicted model, not a curated record. The coding region runs from base 86 to 775 and encodes 229 amino acids.